CGCAGUGGCAGAGCCAGGAGCGAGCGCAUCCCGGUCCCCGCAGCCCGGUCCCCGCCGCCGCCGCCCCCCGGGGCAUGGCCUGUCUGAUGGCCGCUUUCUCGGUCGGCACCGCCAUGAACGCCAGCAGUUACUCAGCAGCGAUGAUGGAGCCCAAGUCGGUGUGCGUCUCGGUGGACGAGGUGGUCUCCGGCACCACAGAUGCCACGGAGACAGACCUGCUGAAUGGACACCUGAAAAAGGUGGAAAACGGCCUCACCGAGGCCCAGCGCUUUUCCUCCCUGCCUCGGAGGGCAGCCGUGAACAUCGAAUUCAAGGACCUUUCCUACUCUGUUCCCGAAGGACCCUGGUGGAGGAAGAAAGGAUACAAGACCCUUCUGAAAGGAAUUUCUGGGAAGUUCAACAGUGGAGAGCUGGUGGCCAUCAUGGGUCCUUCUGGGGCUGGGAAGUCCACGCUCAUGAACAUUUUGGCCGGAUACAGGGAGACCGGAAUGAAAGGGGCAGUCCUCAUCAACGGCCUACCCCGGGACCUGCGCUGCUUCCGGAAGGUGUCCUGCUACAUCAUGCAGGAUGACAUGCUGCUGCCACACCUCACCGUGCACGAGGCCAUGAUGGUGUCUGCACAUCUGAAGCUCCAGGAGAAGGAUGAAGGCAGGCGGGAGAUGGUCAAGGAGAUCCUGAUGGCACUGGGCUUGCUGUCCUGUGCCAAUACGCGGACGGGAAGCCUGUCGGGCGGCCAGCGGAAGCGCCUGGCCAUCGCGCUGGAGCUGGUGAACAACCCUCCGGUCAUGUUCUUCGAUGAACCCACCAGUGGCCUGGACAGCGCCUCCUGCUUCCAGGUGGUCUCCCUGAUGAAAGGGCUGGCCCAAGGAGGCAGGUCCAUCAUCUGCACCAUCCACCAGCCCAGCGCCAAGCUCUUCGAGCUGUUCGACCAGCUCUAUGUCCUCAGUCAAGGACAAUGUGUGUACCGGGGAAAAGUCUCCAAUCUUGUGCCAUAUUUAAGGGGCUUAGGUCUGAACUGCCCAACCUACCACAACCCAGCGGAUUUUGUUAUGGAGGUCGCAUCUGGUGAGUAUGGUGACCAGAACGGGCGCCUGGUGAGAGCGGUUCGGGAGGGCAUGUGCGACUCUGACUACAAGAGAGAGCUGGGAGGUGAUGCUGAAGUGAACCCCUUUCUUUGGCACCGGCCCUCAGAAGAGGACUCGGCAUCCAUGGAAGGCUGUCACAGCUUCUCUGCCAGCUGCCUCACUCAGUUCUGCAUCCUCUUCAAAAGGACCUUUCUCAGCAUCAUGAGGGAUUCGGUCCUGACACACCUGCGGAUCACCUCGCACAUUGGGAUCGGUCUCCUCAUUGGCCUGCUCUACCUGGGGAUUGGGAACGAAGCCAAGAAGGUCUUGAGCAACUCCGGCUUCCUUUUCUUCUCCAUGCUGUUCCUCAUGUUCGCGGCCCUCAUGCCCACCGUCCUUACAUUUCCCCUGGAGAUGGGAGUAUUUCUUCGGGAACACCUGAAUUACUGGUACAGCCUGAAGGCCUACUACCUAGCAAAGACCAUGGCUGACGUGCCGUUUCAGAUCAUGUUCCCGGUGGCCUACUGCAGCAUUGUGUACUGGAUGACAUCGCAGCCAUCUGACGCCGUGCGGUUUGUCCUGUUUGCCGCACUGGGCACCAUGACCUCUCUGGUGGCCCAGUCUCUGGGCCUGCUGAUCGGAGCCGCCUCCACAUCCCUGCAGGUGGCGACGUUCGUGGGCCCCGUGACCGCCAUCCCCGUCCUCCUCUUCUCAGGAUUCUUUGUCAGCUUUGACACAAUCCCGACGUACCUGCAGUGGAUGUCCUACAUCUCCUAUGUCAGGUAUGGGUUCGAAGGGGUCAUCCUCUCCAUCUACGGCUUAGAUCGAGAAGACCUGCACUGCGACAUCGAUGAGACGUGCCACUUUCAGAAGUCGGAGGCCAUCCUGCGAGAGCUGGAUGUGGAAAAUGCCAAGCUCUACUUGGACUUUAUCGUUCUUGGGAUUUUCUUCAUCUCCCUGCGCCUCGUUGCCUAUUUUGUCCUGAGGUACAAAAUCCGGGCAGAGAGGUAAAAUACCCGAAUUCUAAGAGAGAGGAAACUUACACAUCAUGGCCAAGGGCACUUCCAGAAUGGCAGGUGCGAGCCUGUGCCUGAUGACACAGAGACUAUUCUGACCCAACCCCGAGAACCACGUGUGGUUCGUGGGUGUCUAGCAUCAACUUCUCUGCCCAGCUGGGUUGGGUCUUCUCUUCAUUACCCUUUCUAGCUUUAACUAGGAAGAUGUAGAAAGUGUUUUUUACAUGCAGAAUUUAAAAUACCACAGCUGGAGCAGAAUUUAAAACUGCAACAUAGCUGGCAACAAGAGGCUUACUCGGUAAAAUUCCUUCUUGUGACUUGAUAACACUCUAGUCCUGGACGGGAAUCACGUGCAACUUCUCAGUUGAUCACUGUGCAGUUAGAUGUCUUGGGGGAGAAAGUCCAGGCAUGCAGUGGUUCCAUUUUACGACUGUUGUUUUUCAUAGUUUCAUCUUUCUAAGGUUUGUGUCUUUUCCAAUGAGAAGUUAUUUUCCAAGCCAAAAAUCGAUAAUUUCAUUCAUUUUAAGAAAUUGUAUGUUUUUAGUACUUGUUGAAGAAUUAUCCAGGAUAAAUAAUAUACUUUGUUUAGAAACAUAAUGGGUUUAUGAACCUAAUCACCGAGCUGGUCUCAUUUACAAACAGAUCGUUUGAGAUUCAAGGGCAGGUUCCAGGUUGAGAGAGGACUUUGACCCUGUCUUCACUAAGCCAUGCAGAAAAUUUUUAAAGUUAUACAAAAAAGUUGUAAGACAAAUGUGGCCAACUUUCAAAGUCUUUUCUUUCCCACAUGCCUAUUAUUUUAAACAAAAUAUAUUGUUUGUUUCUUCC
Messenger RNA from Cynocephalus volans (Philippine flying lemur), 2905 nucleotides. RefSeq names its product ATP binding cassette subfamily G member 1 (gene ABCG1). Gene Ontology annotation, biological process: cholesterol homeostasis; cholesterol efflux; transmembrane transport. Gene Ontology annotation, molecular function: ATP binding; ATP hydrolysis activity; ABC-type sterol transporter activity. The transcript is spliced from 15 exons. Gene Ontology annotation, cellular component: membrane. The record is from RefSeq and is a predicted model, not a curated record. Lineage: Eukaryota; Metazoa; Chordata; Mammalia; Dermoptera; Cynocephalidae. The coding region runs from base 75 to 2075 and encodes 666 amino acids.